Messenger RNA from Candida albicans SC5314, 918 nucleotides. Its product is annotated as lysophosphatidic acid acyltransferase. NCBI's taxonomy places the organism in Eukaryota, Fungi, Ascomycota, Pichiomycetes, Serinales, Debaryomycetaceae. The coding region runs from base 1 to 918 and encodes 305 amino acids. The transcript has a single exon. The record is from RefSeq and is a predicted model, not a curated record.
AUGGAAAAGUUUUCAAGUUGGAGAGAUAAGGGAACGGGUAUUUCUCCAUUUAUGCCUCAAAAAUUACCAACAUUUCAAAAGAAUAAUUCCUUAUUAUCAGUAGCAUCAAAAUCUCCCAUUUUUUUAAUUAAAUUACCAUUUUUCAUAAUUACAUAUUUGAUUUAUACAAUUACUGGGUUUGCAUUUAUAUUAAAAUUUAUAUUAACGAUUCUUUUUGGAUUUAAUAGAAUUGAUUUUGGUGUUGAUGGUAUUAAAAAAUCUCAAAUUGAUAAAUUGACAAGUUAUAAACCUAAAAAAGGUGAUUUAAUUGUUACUAAUUAUAUUACUCCAUUAGAUGGGUAUUUUCUUUUCUUAUUGAGUGGGACUUUUUCUUCUUCUUCUUCUUCUUCUUCUUCUUCCCAAAUUGUUAUUUUGAUUCCUAACGAAUCAGGAGAUUUAUAUCAAUAUUCACCAUUGGGGUUGUUUAAUCAUAGUUUUACUUAUUCUAAUUCUAAUUCUAAUUCUUCUAGUUCUGGGAAAUUAGUGGAAGAUGUAUCAAAAUUACAAAAUAAAAUUGUGUUUUUAUUUUUAGAAGGGACUUUAUCAAAUAAUAAAUCUAUUUUACCAUUUAUUAAAUUGAAUUCUAAAUAUUCAUUUGAUGAUUUUAAUAUUAAAUCAUUAGUUGUGAAAUUAAUACCAAAUUAUUUUACAUUACCAAUUCCUCAUGUUAGUAAAUUACAAUAUUUUUUCGAACUUUUAACAAAUUUAUCUCAAAAACUGGUUCGUUAUAAAAUGUAUAAAUUUGAUGAAUUUGAUAUUGCCAAGAUUAGAAAUUCAUUUGAAUUGAAUUCUUUAACUUCAAUGAGUCAAGAUUUGAAUAUUGAUUCCAAGAAUAAAUUUAUAGACUAUUAUUUUGAUCAUAGUAUAAAGAAGAAUUAA